Messenger RNA from Ostertagia ostertagi, 5049 nucleotides. NCBI's taxonomy places the organism in Eukaryota, Metazoa, Nematoda, Chromadorea, Rhabditida, Trichostrongylidae. The record is from the annotation of a GenBank genome assembly.
AUGGAAGGGACUAAACUAGAGGGUGCAGGAUCGUUGGCGGUACUGAAACUGUCGAUGGUGACACCAGAUGACUCGGGUGAAUACACUGUGGUUGCUGAGAACGCAUUUGGCAAGGUUGAAAGCGCGGCUCGCAUUGAGGUAUACCCUCUUAGCGCGCCAGAGGAUCGAGCCAAAGAGCAGCAACUUAGACAGCAGCAACAGUAUCUCCAACAGCAACUUCGAUACGAAAAGGCGCUUGAACGGGAACAAAUCGAAAGAAAAGCUCGAGAAGAGGAGAAUCUUCUGAUACGAGAAGAGCAGGAGAGGCUCAGACGACUCUUCGAACGAGAGCGCGCCGAGAGGGAACGUCUCGAGCAGAUUCGUCGUCGAGAAGCCGAAGAACGUGAACGUCUUCUGCGACAACAUCGACUCGACGAACAGGAUCGUUUAAGGCGAAUCGAAGAAGAGAAACGUCUUCGACAAUUGCAGUGGAGUCAGCCGUACCAACUGCAAUAUCCGCCCCAGCAGCAACAACAACAGCAGCAGUACUGGAAUCAAGAUCCAUAUUCACGUAACGCUCAACAGUACGUUCCAUCUUCUACACAAGAAGUCUUAUACGAUCAGCAAACCUUCGUUCAACAACAUCCGCCACAACCUGCACCCAGGCAUUUUCAAGAGUAUCAUCGAUCUGUCCCAUCAGAUAAUCAAUUCCGUCAAUUCACUCAAUAUCAGAAACACAUCGAAAGCCAACGAAUCCAAAAUAUGCCUGCUUUGAAGCCAACACCGGGUACACAGACAUCUUCGGGUCCAAUGGCAAAUGGAGAAUCAGCAGUCAGUGCCACACGUACCAAAGUGAUUCCAGGACAUUCACAUGAGCAUGGCGCAUCUCUAGUACCAACCACUGGAGUACCACCACCAACCUUGGAAUGGUGCCUUGUUGAUGGUACCCCCAUAAAAGAUGGUGGUAAAUUCAAAAUCGAACAUGGUAGCGCCGGCGACAGUAAACUCAUCAUCGAGAAGGUCGACGCUAACGAUGCAAACACGUACGCGGCCAUUGCACGAAACAGCGGUGGAACGUUCCAGAGCCGAUUCAUGCUCAACGUACUACAAGCCAGACCUCCAGAUGCACCGGAAUUCACCGGAAAGUUCCAAUCGACGACGAUCUACGAGGGCGAUUCGGGUCGAGUGGUCGUGCAAAGUCGCCAGAAACUUGGCCCAGCACAUCGUGAGCAAGUCACCCUCAGAAAAGUCGACCGUCGUAUGGCUAGAACUCCUGUACCUGUGAAUGAAAUGCAAGACAGAGCGGCCUCAAAAUCAGCGCCAGUAUUCUCCAGCAAACCGCAGACAUUGAACCUAAUUGAAGGUCAGACAGCUCGUCUCGAGUUCAAAUACUCUCCAGCUGACGACCCGAACAUAAAGAUAGUAUGGCUGCUGAAUGGUAAGCCACUUACACUCUCAUCUCGCGUUACAACCAUCAACGAGAAAGGACUCUCCAUUCUUGAAAUUAACCCGGUUACGGUGUUCGAUCAGGGAGAGUACACAGUGGUCUUGGUGAAUCCUCUGGGAGAAGCUCGCAAUUCUGUGGUCCUGAAUGUAAUGGGUAACAAACCGCAGACAUUGAAUCUGAUCGAAGGUCAGACAGCUCGUCUCGAGUUCAAAUACUCUCCGGCUGACGACCCAAACAUGAAGAUAGUAUGGCUCCUGAAUGGUAAGCCAAUCACACUCUCAUCUCGCGUCACAACCAUCAACGAGAAAGGACUCUCCAUUCUUGAAAUCAACCCAGUUACGGUGUUUGAUCAGGGAGAGUACACAGUGGUCUUGGUGAAUCCUCUGGGAGAGGCUCGCAAUUCAGUGGUCCUGAAUGUGAUGGAUCUCCCCAACUUCCAUUCUGAUUUGCGAUCUCAUGAACUGUUCGAAGGACAGCCAAUUCACCUCGAAGCCAAACUCACCCCACUAAAUGACCCAAAUCUGGUCGUUGUUUGGUACCUGAACGGACGAGAGCUCAUGAAAAAUGACAGAUGCCAUCAGACCCUGAAUCACGGUUUCGCCACUCUGGACAUUCUGAACUCGACGAAGGAUGACAGCGGUGUGUUCACCUGCAGAGCCAUCAACAAACUCGGCGAGUCUGAGAACCAGGCCACCGUAAUUGUACAUCCUCGUGUCGAUCUCCACAAGUAUGAACACAAUCGCGAUCUUGACGUUGACGACGUACGAGAAAUUCAGUACAGCCACGCUAAACAGGACAUGGUUCCCAAGUUCCUCACACAGCUGCAACCAUUCCACUGUGACCAAGAAUUAGGCCGAUCGUUCUUCGAGGCUCGCAUCAGCCCAGUUAACGACCCCUCGUUGAGGGUCAGCUGGCUCAAGGACGGCCAUGCACUGCCAAAUGCCAACAGAAUUCAGACGUUCAAUAACUUCGGUGUGGUUUCAUUGUCUCUCAAUCCGACAUAUCCCGAUGAUGCCGGCACGUACACCUGCGUGCUUUUCAACGCCAAUGGACAGGCACAAAGCUCCGCUGAACUGACCACUAUUCCCAUGCCGACUCUCCAGUUGGACACCAAGCAUCAGGACAGCUUGCAGAUAAUCGGAUAUCUGGACAGCCAUCAAGAAGUGGACCGACCAGAAGAGUUCCAAUCACUGGAUAAGCCUAAAUUUGUCAGACCUCUGGCAGCUCGCAUCGAGUGCAUGGAAAACGAUCCCGUGCACUUCGAGGCUCGCCUACAACCGGCUAACGACGUCAAAAUGACCGUAGAAUGGUACCACAACGGCGCACCGCUACCGGCGGCCCAUCGAUUCCGCCCGAUGUUCGACUUUGGCUAUGUCGCUCUCGACAUUCUUUACGCCUAUCCUGAAGACAGUGGCACCUACACCCUGGUGGCACGCAACGAACUCGGAGAAGCACAAUGCAAUUUGGAGUUGGUCGUUGGUAGUGCCAAGACCCUCUACCUUGAUCCUCAUCAUCCCGAAGGACUGCAACGCAUUCAGGAAUUGGAGCAGGAUCGCCACAUGGGCCUACCAGAAGUCGAGGACCGAACUUGUGACGCUGCGCCACAGAUCAUCGGCAAUCUCAAUGAUCUUGAGCUUAAUGAGCAUGACGACAUUCACGUCGACGUCAAGGGAGCAAUCGCUGAAGAUUCGGGAGAUUACUCUCUACGUGUCUCGAACGCCCUCGGCGAAGCCAUCCGCCAGUGCAAGAUCAACGUUAUACCCUCCAAAGAAGUCCUUCUGGAUACUCAUCAUGAAGAAUCACUUGAUAAGAUCAACUAUUUGGAGAAUCUUGACAAAUAUGGCCGACGUGAAAUCGAGGAACAUGGCCCAGAUAUGGCCCCGGUGUUGAGGAAGGCGAACCGAUCCAUCUGGAAUGCCAGGUCAAGCCGAAUCAAUGACAAUACCCUCAAGGUCACCUGGCUCCGCAAUGGAGCGCCAAUUCCUCAUGGCCAUCGCUUCCGCACAUUCUACGACUUUGGCUUUGUUUCAUUGGACAUUCUCGGUGUCUACCCACAGGACAGCGGCGAAUACACUUGCAAAGCAGAAAACGCUCUUGGAUCAGUCGAAACUAAGACGAAAAUCGAUUGCAAACCCAAAGACGCCAUUCUUGGACAAGUACAGCACCCGAAGAGCUACCAACGUAUUCAAGAAAUCGAAGCACCAAAGCCAAAACCGCAAAUAAUAGAGCUCCAGAAAGCGCACAAGCGUCAGUGUUUAUUCUCAAGCCUUCCAUCCGUGCCGACCUUUGUCAAGCAACUGGGUCCGGCUAUUCAAUGCAGCGAGGGAGACAACAUCUAUCUGGAAGCUCAAGUUGCACCGGCCGACGACAAUACUCUUACGUACGAAUGGCUAGUAAAUGGACGUCCAUUGAUGAAAGCACAUCGUUUCGUGCUCUCACAAGAUUUCGGCUACAUCGCUCUGAACAUCCUCUACUGUUAUCCAGAAGACAGCGGCACCUACACUCUGGUCGUCAGAAAUGCCGCAGGAGAAGCGCAGUCCACGGUCGAUAUUGACUGCCGAAUCGAUGCAGCUAAUUAUCGCGACUCGUUCCACCCGACUUCACUACAGCGUAUCAAAGAACUCGAGACACCACUUCAACGAGUUGAACCAGCUCCAGAGAAACCGAAAGAAGUGCCACAAAUCCUCAGGGGACUUCCACCCAAAUUCGAUAUCGUGCAUGAAUCACAGACAUUGCACCUUGAGGUACAGGUCACACCAGUUGAUGAUAACACGCUGAAGUACCAAUGGUUGUUCAACGGCCAGCCACUGAAGGCCAGCAGCAGAUACCGUUUGUUGAACGACUUUGGCUACAUCACCCUCGAUAUCGACUACGUAAUCGCUGAAGACGCUGGAAAAUAUACAUUGGUCAUCGAGAAUGAAGCAGGUAAUGAUCAGCUCUCUGCUCCCGAGGAAGGGCUCAUUUGGGUGAUUCCGGAUGUAGGAAGAGCCGAAACCUCGUGUGAAUUCGAUGUGGAACGCCUCAAGUCAAUUCUCGCCGACACAGCCCAUCCAGAAUCGCUGCGAAGAAUCCAGGAGAUCGAACAGCUCCAGCCGGCUAAACCCAGCGAACCUGAACUGCCACCACAGCCGCCGGUGUUCACUCAAAAGCUCACUGGGCCAGACGAGAUCCUCAAAGAAGGCCAGAGUGUGCAUAUGGAUUGUGUUGUACAGCCGAUCAACGAUCCUUCGUUGAAGAUCGAAUGGUUCUGCGAUGGCCGACCACUGAUGUUCGGCUCACGCAUCCGUACCAUCCACGAUUUUGGCUAUGUUGGCUUGGAAUUCCUUCACGUCCAUCCAGAAGACACUGGCACCUACGUGUGCCGAGCCACGAACAACGUUGGUCAAGCCGAGACGAGCCUCAAGCUCGAAUGCAAACCAAGACGCAACAUCUACCUGGACACUCAGCACGAAUCUUCAUGGGUGAAGAUCCAAGAAAUGGAGAAUCGACAGGAGAUUCGUCCACCAUCGCCCGAAAUGUCGUUCCCGCCACCGACGUUUACCGAACAGCUCCAGGUUGGCCUUGAAAGCAAGCCAGAUCCUUCUAGCGUAAUCCCUCCUAAGUCCACAGUGGCCUUUCACUAA